Dicrocoelium dendriticum is the source of this 2391-nucleotide messenger RNA. The record is from the annotation of a GenBank genome assembly. NCBI's taxonomy places the organism in Eukaryota, Metazoa, Platyhelminthes, Trematoda, Plagiorchiida, Dicrocoeliidae.
UGCAGUUACCGUGUUGCUCACGAAUGCACCCUGCGAACAACGCGAAAAUGGUGCCAAUUAUUUACAAGCACUCAAUUUGGUAGAGUAUCUUUUGUGCUGGAGCCCAGACAGUUUAUGACCUUUCAGGAUAUUCUUUCCUUCGCUGUAGCCUAGAUCCCACGUUGAUCACGAUGGUCAAAAUAUGCAUCACCGGAUGUCUUCAUGGUGAAUUAGACCGUGUGUAUGCGGACAUCGCAGCUGUGGAACAAGCGGGCCAAUUCAAGACCGAUUUGGUGCUUUGUUGUGGCGAUUUCCAGUCCCUUAGAAAUCCAGUCGAUCUGAACGGAAUGAGCGUCCCCCCUAAGUACUACGCUAUGGGCGAUUUCUGGAGCGUGAUCACUCGUCGAAUUGUGCCGGUCACAAAGCAGAUUUCAGUUACCCACCACACUAUGUUACCGCAACACCACAGAAAUUUUACCGUCAUUGAACGCUUCGAUUUUCCAUCGGGAAACAUGAAUCUCCGGCUGCCUUGAUACAGGUACUACGCAGAGGAGCGUCACGCACCGAUACUCACAUUGUUUAUCGGUGGAAAUCAUGAGGCGUCGGCGUAUUUACAGGAGUUACCUUUUGGUGGUUGGGUCGCACCGAACAUCUGGUAUAUGGGUUACGCCGGGGUUGUGCAAUACGCAGGUUUGCGCAUUGCGGGCAUUUCCGGUAUUUUCAAGCAGCACGAUUAUACGAUGGGUCACUAUGAACAUCCGCCCUACUCUGAGUCCUCGAAACGCUCCGUGUAUCAUGUGCGAAAUUUGGAAGUAUUUCGUUUGGGACAGCUUCGUCAUCCGGUGGAUAUUGUCCUCAGUCACGAUUGGCCGCGUGGAAUCUACCACUAUGGGGACACGAAGGACCUACUUCGUCAUAAGCCCCACUUUGCCGAUGAAGUCAAUUCCGACGCUCUGGGUAGCCCACCUGCUGAACAGCUGCUGUGCCAUCUCAGACCACGAUAUUGGUUCUCAGCUCACCUGCAUUGCAAAUUUGCUGCCGUCGUUCAGCAUUGCGAUUCUACUUCUGAUCAACCUCAAAUUACCAGAUUUUUGGCACUUGACAAGUGCCUCGCUAGACGGGAUUACCUUCAGUUUGUCGACAUCGAAGCUCAGUCCGCUUCCAAUCAGUUGUCUUCGUUUGGUGAGAAAGGCUCGAACAAGGAGGCUUCGGAGGAGGUAGAUGAUUUGUUUAUAGUCAGUCGUCCAUCAAGCGCAUUUCCAGACUCAUCGAAUCUUCCACAGAAUGACGAAGAUAACGAAGUCGUAGUCACUAAUCUCGAAGAACCAACCCAAAACUUGUUUCUCGACCCGGAAUGGUUGUGUAUAUUGCAGUCAACUAACCACUUGAUGUCUACCGCUCAAGUGCCCUGCAUCUUGCCUGGUCGGAAUGCACACGAAAGGUGCGAUUUCUCCGCUACAGUUGAGCAGAUUCGCUCGCUUCACGACACUUUUGGCAACGACUUUACCGUCCCUGACAAUUUUGAACGAACCGCCCCUAUUUACAAACCUGAUGAUAUCAGUACUCCUCAUUCGAAAGGUUUUCCUCGUACCCUGGCACAACAGGCUGCGAUGAAACAGCAGCCGAUAUUCUCCAAUCCGCAAACGGAGCUUCUCUGUGCCAUGCUGGAUUUGAUAAAUCCGAACGCGUUGCUUCUCGGUCGCGAGUCUUAUAGUUUGCAGGAGCUGUCUUCUCUCUUAAAGGAGAAAAAAGGUCCUGAAUCCGAAGACGAAGGAGGUGAUGUGCAAGAUACCAACGAACACGAGGAAGAACAAAACGAUGAUGACUCAUUGGCGCUUCCUGCUGGUGGUCUUUUGGAUCAUGGAGCUAGCUGGGUGUCUUCCACUUACUCGCAAUCGCGGGUAGAUGCAUCGGAGUAUGACCCUCUGGAUAGCGUGUGUAUGUCACCCCGGCAGCAGCUGAAUAUGAAUCCUUCCCAAGGCGAGCUCUCAAGCGCUUGUCAAGGGGAAUAUCGUCCAGAAAUCGAAGAGGGUGAGGAGCAGCAAGUAGACAAGAGAUACAUCGGUGACAGUUGUCACAUUCUUCCAGGUCAAGCAUCACCUUCUUCAGUUAAUGCUUACAGUCCACAACCUUUUGCCAUCCCCUCUGACGACAAACCAACCGAUAAGCCGGUUGUUCUGACAGAUGAAAUCUAUUACACUGCGAAUGGUGCGGAUGUAGAACGUUCUCUGAAUUCAGAAGAAAUUCCACUUCCCUCCUCAAGUGACGACGAUGACACGACUUGAGCAGUCACUCAAUUUGUGCAAUUAGAAACAUGUAUUUAAGCAUUUGGCGCCACUAUUUGUUGAUAGAUAUUUAGUCUUUCUACUUCUUUCACCUUUUGUUUUUUUACACCGUACGCGCCGGAUGGCC